Colletotrichum navitas is the source of this 2866-nucleotide messenger RNA. RefSeq lists its product as uncharacterized. The transcript has 2 exons. The record is from RefSeq and is a predicted model, not a curated record. NCBI's taxonomy places the organism in Eukaryota, Fungi, Ascomycota, Sordariomycetes, Glomerellales, Glomerellaceae. The coding region runs from base 415 to 2772 and encodes 785 amino acids.
GUUUCUGCUUCGCAUAAGAACUAAUCAUGGCAUAGGGAGUCGAGCCUCUAUAGGCAUCUGGCAAGACAGGUUGCGAUCCCGUUGUCCUUGUAAUGGAAUAUAUUUCCUCUCAAGGCCCUGCCCACCUCUCUGUCUCUCUUUAUGGAUACUCUUGGAGAUGAAAGGAUGGAGCCUUCUUUUCGGAUUAUCAUCGUAGGUGGUGUUUUCGACCGAGCCCACCCGCUAUCCAGGAGUGAUCUACAUCUUUAAUAGGGGCGCGAACCCUUCCGACGCGAAUAAGAGUAGUCUCCAACUCGUCUUUUCUUGUUUGGUGCUGGAUGCGCUUUCCACGUCGUAACUCGUGACUUUGAUGUCUGACCAACGACCAACGCACAUCAACAACAACGCCUUUGAGCCAAUGUGUGAUAGAAAAAGAUGGUAGCGUCUCAGUCACGAAGAAGCUGGGAGCCUGACGACCAGCCCAUGUCACCUAACUUAAGACAGUAUCAGCAGGACAUUGCGUCCAAGGAUCCAACGCAACCCACAGAGUCGACCGUCCGGUGGCCGUUUCACGAUGCCGACGAUGACAAACAGCCUCCACCCCCGCCACAGCCGCCGCAGGAGGACCUUUCAUACCAGGAUCAGCCUCCCAUACAGGAGACGCCGGAACCGGGCCGAGCUCGCCUCCGCUGCAUUCUCAGCUACUGGGGCCUCGAGAUCCUCACGGUCUUCAUGGCGUUCUGUCUCCUGGCUGCCAUCAUCGCGCUCCUUGCGUAUUACGAUGGCCACUACAUGCCGGAGUGGCCGUUCGAGAUCAACCUCAACUCCGCCAUCGCGCUCCUCUCGACCUUCUUACGGGCCGCCAUCGUUGCCGCCGUUGCUGAGAUCAUCGGUCAGAUCAAGUGGACUUGGUUCGCCGAGAAAAGCCGCCCUCUGCAGCAGCUCCAGGAUUUCGAUGGGGCGAGUCGGUCUGUUCUCGGAUCCAUACAUCUCCUGGGCAUGUUGGUAUGGAACCUAGGCUUCACGUCCGCCGGCCUCCUCGCCAUCGCCGCCGCAUUGGUUACCAUCGCCAGUCUGGCCGUUGGCCCCGUCACGCAACAGGCAGUCCGCACGUCCCCCUGCUCCAUGCUGUGGGAUCACGCGCGCGCCACCAUGCCUGCCGCCCACUACGUGCCCGGGUCGUCAGCGUACUACCGGGUCGCCGCCGGCAUGUACCAACCGGAGGUGGACAUGAAGAGCGCCAUGAUCAAAGGCAUAACCGACCCGGGCAGCCAGGAUAACCAGGUCAAAGUCGGCUGCGUCAGCGGGAACUGCACCUGGCCCGACUGGGGCACGGGCAUUACCCAUUCGAGCAUCGGCAUGUGCAGCAGUUGCCUCGACACGACGAAAUUCGUCAGCCCGCCCGACAGCGGAGGAAAUCUGACGUUGCCAGACCAAGAUUCACACAUCAACAUCCUGGGGGGUAACUACAUGUGGAUAGGCUACAGCAACCUAACCGCGUACACUGAGCUAUUCACCGAAGAGUUCUCUGCGGGGGCUUUCGUAUCGAUGGCUAAUUUCAGCAUGCUCAUGGUCUCGAAAGCGCCUUGCACUUCGGACAGCUCGACCGGGACACCCAAGCUGCACUGUCCGCACCGGCUGUCGCAGGGCAACAACAGCUAUUACGACGGGCUCGGAGACUAUAUAGCGGCAUCAUGCAUCUUGUACCCGUGCUUGAAAGAGUUCAAUGGCUCGUACGAUGGCAACGUGCUAAGAGAGAAGCUCAUUCGCACCACCCCGGCGGUAUUCAAUGAUGCCGAGCAGAGUUUGGGUGGCGGAAACCGCUUCUCGGGCGUCGGCAACUACACGGCCAUACAGAGCCCGUGUGUGCUUGAUGACGGCACCUGGUACGAUGUCAGCAACCAGAGCAAAGCCGAACACGUUCCGGGCCGCACAUGGACUAAUAUCAGCUUGCCGGAUAGCGGCGGCAAAGUCGCAAGCCUGCCCAAUGCGUGCCUUUACAAAAUGGACGGGAUAUUCUUUCGGGCCAUGGCCAACUUUCUCAGUCAGGAACUACUGAGCGCAUCCUGCAGAUACGACUCCAUGCAGAGUGGCCAUCUCAACUGCUUCGGCUCCUGGUGGCUCACGCCGCUAUGGGCUGACAUGAACGCGACGGUGUCGAGCGUGACGGAGGCCAUCGACAGCUUCGCGUGGGCCGUAACCAACAAGUUCCGCAUGACGGGACUCGGCCCGGACGUUCCGCAAUCGGCUGACUCCCUCACCUCCCGGGGCGCCGUGGUCUUGGGUGAUGUCUUGGCCAGUACCACGUGCACCUAUUUUGACCAAAAAUACAUCGUUCUGCCUACCGUUUUGGUGGUCAUCUGCGCGGCUCUGCUCGCCUGGGUCAUCCUUAUCAACUACUACGACCCCGAACAACCCGUCUGGAAAGGCAGCGUCCUUCCGCUACUGUUCUUCGGCCUGAACUACAGCACAGACCCAGGUCCACCGGUCUUGGGAGCGGGAUCGGGCGCCGCCGGUGCGGGCGGAACGACAGGUAUCGGCGGUGGUGGAUCAAAAGACAGUGAACGGUGGGCAAGGAAUAUGACGUUCUUCGGGAAGAGCAGACGCACGGCGCCGGAGCUUAAUCGCAUCCAACGGGAGUCGGGACGGAUGUGGGUACGGUUCAAAGGCGGGUUAGACCCGGGGUUCCUAGAUUUAGGCACGAAGCGAAGCGACCCAGAAGCCGCCAAUGCAGGGUUACUACGAGGGUCCAGGACCGGAAGGGACAUGAUUGGAAGUACCACGGCGAGAUAAUGUAAAUAUGAUGAUGUGCAGAUUUUUUGGAGUUGUCACUAAGCCUUGAUAUAACUGAGAACCUUUCAAGGCUAUGCUCAUCAGGGAAUCCGAA